AUGACGGCGCCCUUCUGCAUCGAGGAGCUGCUCCAUGCGCUGCAGGGCGGCGUGCACGUGAGACUCUUCGAGAAGUACGCCCGCGGCAAUUUCCGCGUCGACGGCAUCUGCCAGCUGAUCUUGCGCGGGCCACUGAAGCUCCAGGUCCGCGCACUUCUGCCGAAGGUCCUGCCAGCCAUGGUCCUAACAAAAAAUGUGCAGACCAUCGAGGAAAUCUGCGCGCUGCUUGAGGAAUCCGCCCAGUCGCUGUUCACGCCUCAGCUGCCCUACAUUCUGAGCGCCAUGGCACGGCAGCCUGUGGAGAGCAUGGCUGGGGCGUUCAAAUUCAUUUCAGAGCGGGUGUACAGCCGCCAAAUGUCCAUCACGAGCAUCUGCGACGCGUCACUCGGACAGGUCCUGGUCCUCAUCCUCUGGAACAGCGUCUCUCCCGAGGGGCACGAGGAGUCUCGCAGACUCUGCCGCUACGCCGUCGAGAACAUCGUGGGCGCACUCAAGGCCUCCGCCGCCAACGCGGGCGCUGCCGUGGGGGCCGCUGCGUCGACGCGCCCGCCCCUCGGCGCAGUGCCUUGGCAGCCCCAGGGCCAGCGGAGAACAAUCGACUCUGUGAGCGGAGGGGCCGCCGCUGGCACCCCAGACGGACCACCGCGGAAGCGUCGGACGGCAGGCGGUGGCACCGUGGGCGGUGGUGCGGCAGUUGCCGCGGCCGGGGACGCCGCGGCCCUGUCCGAGGUCGUGCAGACUCCCAUGCAGACACUAGAGGACAGCUUCCUGCACGUCCUGGACAUCUUGGAGAUAGUCCUCAGCGGGAACAGGCAGUCCCCCAAGUGGGAGGAGUACAGCCCGCUCCUCUGCGAUUCCCACGGCGAUGAGCGGCGCCUGGACCACGGCCGCCUGCUCGCGGCCAUCGCGCUGCUGUUCGAGCUCGUGCCCCAGAGCCUCCACCGCUUCUCGCCCAAGGUCCUGGAGUUCCUCCACUCGGCCUCGGAGCUCUCCGGCUUCCACCCCGAGGCGGCCCGGUGCUGGCAGCUGUUCGUGGAGCACGUGGGCGUGGCGAAGUUGCGGCUGCUGCUGCCCGCGGUGGUGGCCGAGCUGCUGCGGCUGGCCGCGCGGCUGCGGCCUCGCGCGCCUGGCGGCAGCGGCCAGAUCUGCCUGCGCGCCCUCUUGGACAGCGUUGUGUGCCAGACCUGCCGGGUGUACCCCGAGCUCGUGGCGUCGCUGCCGCGCCUGCCGCCGUGGCCAGAGCUGUCCGCCGCGCGGGCGGCGCUGGGCGGGCGGCAGCCAGAGGGCCGCGGCGAGACGCCCGAGGGGUUCAGCAGGCAGCUGGAGGCGGGCCUGGAACAGCUGGAGAGUGCCGCGCAGCAGGCCGUGAGGCGCGCCGCCCUGGAGCACAUUACCUCCCUGAUGGAGUCGCAGCGGCCCAUGCCGGCGAGGAUCACGCAGCUCAGCCCCACGCUGCUGUCGAGGCUGAUGCGCGCCCUGCUGAAGUUCCUCUGGGAGUCCUCCGCCUGGCCCGAAGACCAGCUCAUGUGUGGUCGGCUGCUCGGCUCGUGCGGGGCCAUCGACCCCGCCCGGCUCUCCCAGCUGGACCUCAGCCGCGAGCGGCUCUCCCGCACGCCCGCGGACCUGGGCAGCGCGGACCAGCUCGCCAAGAGGGUGCUCGCGGACUUCCUGGUGCCCAAUCUCACGGGCAAGAACUCGUACGCCUUCGCCGCCCAGGAGAUCCUCAAGUACCUGCAGGGCUGCGGGCGCGCCCCCGAGGUGUUGGCGGGCCUGAGCCAGGACGUGCGCGAGACACUGCGGCCGUAUAUGCACAGCUCCUACCAGCUCGUCGACGGGGCACAGGCCUUCGAGGACACGUCCACGUUCGACGGCGUGGUUGCGCUGGCAGUGGGGUUGACCAACGGCGAGCAACGGGCCCUCUUUCUGGCGUGUCUACCCGCCGCGCAUGGCAACCACGCAUUGUCCCUCUUCCUGAUGCACCAUGUGCUGCACAGCUUGCUGGAGUCGAGGAUCCCCACCGAGCAGCUAGAAGGGCUCGCCGCUUCUCUCGGGGGCUUGCUGGACUCUCCGAACGACGCCACCGCGCAGGCCGUGUUCUCGCUCGUAGACGAUCUGAUCGAGAGGCGCGAGAAAUUGUGCCUCAGUGCAGGCCACUCGCGUGCCCAGCCUGCCGACGCGGCGGCCCGGGAGCGCAUGAAGCAAAGGAUUGGCGCUCUCCAGUCGCCGAUCACCCACCGCCGUAUAGUCUCCGCCUCAGUACGCUGCGGUGCGCACGCGCGGGCGCUGCAAUUCCUCGAGCAGGCGAUCAUCGAUGAGCACGAAGGAGACGGCAACGUGUUCGACGACGCCCGCAUCGAGAGCGAGGAGGACUGCCUGCUGUUGCAGUCGAUCUACCGCGACCUCGACGAGCCCGAUGGCGCCCUCGGGGCCCUCCGUGCCGGGCCCGCCACUGCCAAGACGCGUGCGUUGCGCUUCGAGCAGGAGAGUCGCUGGCAGGACGUGCAGUCAUUCUACGAGGUCCAGCUGGCGUCCACUCCGCAGGAGGGCGAGGUCCGUCGCGAGCUGCUCUGUCGGCUGGCGCACUGCCCGCACAACCUGCGCCGGUUCGAGUCGUCGCUGCGCCUCAUCGAGGGCAUGGACGGGGAGGACUUGCAGGUAAGGUUGCGGCCCCUUGCCGUGGAGGCCGCCUGGCAGCUGAGCAGCUGGGGCAGGCUGGAGAGGGCGCUAGAGAAGCCCGCGGCGCAGGAGGCUGACGACUUCCAGGUCUCCCUUGGCCAGGCCCUGCUCAAAUUCCACCAACGAGAUUCUGCUGGGCUCGAGAGCGCUUUGAGAAGAACCACGCUCCAGGUGACGCAGACAGUGGCAUCGGCCGCCAGGGAAUCGUACACCCGCGCCUACCAGCACCUCCUGAAGCUGCACGUGCUUUCCGACCUCUCCUGGCUGGCUGGGAGGCGUCCCGACGCGGGGGCGGUGCCGCCAGCGCCAGGGGAGCUAGCCAAGUGCCUGCUUGACCGGGCCGAGGUGGUGGUGCCGACAUUCUCUGCCAAGCAGCUGGUGUUGAGCCCGCUUCGGACGGCCCUGCAGGACAUGGGUCUGGCAGACGACUGCAAGCGCGUCGAGCUCGCGGUGGUGCAGCUGUGCCGAAAGCAUGGCGCCCCGGCCGCGAUGGAGCAUCCAGAGGUGAGUUUCGCGGGCGCGGGCGUGUCCGCCGAGACGUUGGCACAGGCCCAGCUCGAGUGGGGCAGGCUGCUCUACGCGCGCGGAUCGCGCCACGACGCGCUGCGGCACAUGCGGCAGCUCGCCCCGCGCAGCCCGAAGGCGCGGCUGCUGGGCGCGCGGUGGGCCACCGAGCCCGCGGCCGAGCUGCUCAUCCCGCGGGUCGCGGAGGCGGAGUUCAAGAUCGCGAAGGACAGCCUCCCGGCCGACGAGGCCGCGUGCUUCUACCACGCGGCCUACCUGGACCGGCUGCUGAAGGAGCACCUCGCCAGGAGGGGCCCCGCCUCCGCGGCGGGCCCGCCGCAGGCCGAGAGGAGCCCCUUCGACGUGAAGAACCUGAUCACCUUCACCCUAAGGGGCUACCUGCAGGCGCUGCGGCGGGGCACCAAGCGGCUGCACUUCAUCCUGAACAGGGUCCUCCAGCUCGCCUGGGACUGCUGCGAGCUGGAAAUGCACAAGGCAGCCGCCCUGGAAGAGAUAAGCGCCGCGGACAGGUCGCUCGAGCCGUGGAUGUGGUACCCCGUGCUCCCGCAGCUCAUCAGCCGCCUGCAGAACCCAGACAUGCGCGAGUUGUUCAAGCAGUUAAUCGCGAAGGUGCUGAUGGCGCACCCGCAUCAGGCGGGCUGGCAGAUUAUGCAGCUGAGCAAGUCUUCCUGCAAGGAGAUGGUCGCCUUGCUGUCGAACCUCUUGACGACGCUCGGGAGGAAAGACAACAAUUUCCACCGGGUCAUGUGCAGGUAUUCCAGGCUGUUCGAUCAGCUGAUUCGUCUCGCCCAGUUCCAGCCGGAGGACCCCAGGCAGCAGCACAUCAGCCUCGACAGGCACGAUUUUGCCAAGCUGGUGGGCGGGUUCUCGCAUAGGACGCCGACGCAGGGCGGGUCCGAGGGCUGGCGCGUCAUCGUGCCGCUCCAGUCGCAGAUGACCGCGGCGAUCCCCCGGAUGCGACUGCACGGGGAGCCCGGGGCCACGAUCGAUCCGUUCCCGGAGGCGAUAUUCGCAGAGAAGUGUCACAACGUCGCGGAGGUGCUCCGAUCUAAGGAGAAGCCAAAGAAGAUCACUUUUCUUGGCGACGACGGGCGGUCGUACCCUUUCCUCUGCAAGUCAGAGAAGAGGGGGGACCUCAGGAAGGAUUCACGGAUGAUGGAGUUCGGACUCAUGGUGAACCAGCUGUUGCAGAAGAACCCAGAUGCACGUCGAAGGAAUCUUGGGAUACGCACUUUCAAUGUUGUCAUUAUGAUGGAAAGUUGCGGCCUGAUCGAGUGGGUGCCUAAUACGAAGGGCCUGCGCCCAAUCAUCGAGGAUCUUUGGAAUUCAUUGAACCCGGGCGUGAUGCUAACGGUGAGGCAGAUCAAGGACAUGUACUCUACAACGAGAAGCCAGUACGAGACCUUCACGAAAGAGGUGUUGCGGAGAAACCCUCCAAUCAUGCACAGGUGGUUCUCCUUGAAUGCAGACCCGUCUGUAUGGCUGUCCAAGCGGCUGCUCUUCAGCCGGACCCAGGCGCUGUGGUGCAUGCUUGGCUACCUCGUUGGCCUGGGCGACCGACAUGGAGAGAACAUCCUUGUAGAACAGGAUACUGGCCAAAUUGUCCAUGUCGACUUUGAUUGCCUCUUCGGCAAAGGCAUGCACUUGGAAUGCCCCGAGACCGUCCCCUUUCGGCUCACGCAGAACUGUGUUGCAGCCAUGGGCGUCACAGGAGUCGAAGGCGUGUUCCAGAGUUGUUGCGAGCUCGUUAUGGGGGUGCUGAGAGACUCGGCCAACAGGCAGACGAUCCUCUCUGUGCUGCACGUCUUCAUCGCGGACCCGCUGAUCGAGUGGGCCCGCAGACCGCAGGUGCCGCUGCGGCCGCAGGACGAGAAGCAGAACCGCAUACGUGACGCCCGAAUCACGAUCGGCGACGUGGAGAAGAAGCUCGACGGCAUGCUCAACGUCGGAGCCGCCGUCGACGUCAGGGCAGCACACCAGGGCGAGUCGGUGCUCACUCCAGAGGAGCGCGGGCGCACCUCCAGCGGGCUGCUGGGCCGCGACCGCGGCGUGGGGCUGUCGGUCGCCGGGCAGGUGGACGAGCUGCUGAAGGCCGCCAUGUGCAAGCGGAACCUCAGCGAGAUGUACGUGGGCUGGCAGUCGUGGCAGUGA
Molecule: messenger RNA, 5352 nt
Organism: Prorocentrum cordatum
Lineage: Eukaryota; Dinophyceae; Prorocentrales; Prorocentraceae
Source: the annotation of a GenBank genome assembly